CCCUCUGACAUAACCUCACUUUCACAAAAACAAUAACAUGAUUCUAGGAAAAAUCGUCGAAUCUGGCAGCCACCUCCACCGCAGAUUCUUCCACAUAUCUAGGUCUCUUCUCUGGAACAUCACCCAGUGUCCAGAACUCGACACCGACUACUUAUGCAACCCCCACAAUGCACAAGAAAUUUCGGACAAUAUUACAGCUCGGAAGGGCGUCGGCGACAUUAAUCUAGUCCACGAAUUGAAACAAAAGUUAAGUCAGUUGAAUACCCAAGACACAAUGUACGAAUCCACCCAGAAGCAACUUUAUUCAGAGUUGCUUAAAAUCCCAAACCGGACUCAUCCGGAGGUCGCCGGGUAUAACAACGACCCCAAAAUCGUGAAAGAAGUUGGUAAUAAACCAAACCCCGACACUGACUUGAAAGAGUUUCAAGAAAUCACGAAACGCCUAAAAUUGGUGCGCACCGAUCAACUUGGUAAUCUUUCAGGAAAUAAAAGUUACUACUUGUUGGGGGAACUGGCGGAGCUUGAACAUGCCCUUGUUCGUUACGUAGUCGCUGAUUUAAUUAAAAACAAGUUUGAGUUGAUUUCAGUGCCUGAUAUUUUACCCAGAGAGGUUAUUGAGGGUUGUGGAAUGAACACCCGAGGGGCGCGGACUCAGGUGUACACGCUCGACGAACGGUUGCAUGGACCCGACCUAUGUCUCUCAGGGACUUCAGAAAUGGCUUUAGCUGGUUAUCUUUCUAAUCAAACUUUAUCCCAUGACCGUUUACCACUGAAAUUGGCGGCUGUGAGUCGGUGCUACCGGGCUGAAACUUCUAACCUUCUUGAAGAACGAGGGAUUUAUAGGGUUCAUGAAUUUACUAAAGUGGAAAUGUUUGUGGUGUCAUCACCUGAAGCGUCUCAUGAUGUACUGGAAGAAAUUAGACAAAUUCAGGAGGGUUGUUUUGGGUCUUUGGGGCUACAUUUUAAGGUUUUGGAUAUGCCUGCGCACGAAUUGGGGGCUCAGGCCUAUAGGAAGUACGAUAUUGAGGCUUGGCUUGCUGGUAGACAGAUCUAUGGCGAGAUUUCAAGUUGUAGUAAUUGUUUAGAUUACCAAUCGCGACGUUUGGGGGUUAGGUAUAGCAAAAACGACAGUGUAGGUUUUGUGCAUACUUUAAAUGGUACGGCUUGCGCAAUUCCAAGGUUGUUGAUAGCGUUGGUUGAAGGUGGGCAACAGAAAAACGGGACAAUCGCUAUUCCGGAUGUGUUACAUAAAUACAUGGGUAAAAAUGUGAUAGGUAAACAAAAGAAAAUACCAGAGUUGAAGUUAAUAAAAAAUAAAAAGUAGUAGGGUGUGGCUUUUAUUAACACCUUAGAUACAAGUUUAAUAUCUACAUUUACAAUAAUUUAAAUAUUUUAAUGGUUAAAACUAUGUAA
This is a messenger RNA of Zophobas morio, 1413 nucleotides long. RefSeq names its product serine--tRNA ligase, mitochondrial-like. Gene Ontology annotation, cellular component: mitochondrion. Lineage: Eukaryota; Metazoa; Arthropoda; Insecta; Coleoptera; Tenebrionidae. Gene Ontology annotation, biological process: mitochondrial seryl-tRNA aminoacylation. The transcript is spliced from 2 exons. The coding region runs from base 38 to 1324 and encodes 428 amino acids. Gene Ontology annotation, molecular function: ATP binding; tRNA binding; serine-tRNA ligase activity. The record is from RefSeq and is a predicted model, not a curated record.